AUGUCUGAGAUCAAAGCAAUAGGCUCAAAACUGACCCUUUUCGGAGUAAUAAAGGAAAUUUUCAAUUGGUAUCCGGCAGAAUAUCCUUCCCAAGAGACAAAGUUGUUGUUCAAGUUGGACGUGUCCAUUUUGGUGUUUGCCUGUCUUUGCUACCAGACGAAUAUCAGCAACGCCUACGUCAGCGGUCUCAAAGAAGACUUUAGCCUCAAUGGCAAUCAGCUGAAUUACUUCAAUGUAUGCUAUUACACUGCAUACGUCGUGUUCCAGGUCCCCGGCUUGCUUUUACUCUCACGACCGAAGCUUGCUCGCUGGCUACUCCCAACUCUAGAAAUACUCUGGGGCAUUUGUACCUUUGCGCAGAGCAGGGUAACAAAUGUCCAACAACUUUAUGCCAUUCGCUUCCUGGUCGGAAUGCUCGAAGCGCCCGUAUUCGCUGGAACUCAUUUCAUUCUCGGAUCAUGGUACUCCGGUCCGGAACUCUUCAAACGUGCCGGCAUGUGGUUCAUCUGCAACCCCCUCGGCAGCAUGGUAAGCGGCUACCUCCAAGCAGCAGCAUACAGAAACCUUUCAGGAGUAGGUGGCAUGCCUGGUUGGCGCUGGCUAUUCAUCAUCGACGGCAUAUUCACCAUCCCUGUUGCGAUAAUUGGUUAUUUUGUGUUCCCGGGUAUUCCUGAUUCGCCGAAACCGUUUUAUCUGAGCGAUGAUGAUAUCGCAUUGGCCAAGGAGAGGUCUCGCAGGUCUCGGAUUCAGAGGCCCGGAAAAUUGGAUUUGAAUGUUUUCAAGAGGACGGCGAAGAGGUGGCAUAUUUGGAUUUUUGUGUUUUGUUAUAUUUGCAUGAUUAUAUCCUCCUACCCAUUCUCUUACAUGAACCUCUGGCUCAAGUCCCAAGGCACAUACACCGUGACUCAAAUCAACGAUCUUCCCACAGUGACUUAUGCCAUUCAAAUCGUUGCAUCGUGGCUUGGAACGACUCUUGCGGCUGUGUAUCCCUCGUGGCUCAUAUACGGUAUUGCCAGUUUUUGCUGUUUGUUCUCGACUUUGUGCAUGAUCAUUUGGCAUAUUCCUUCUGGAUUGAAAUUCGUCGCUUGGUAUCUCUUUGGUUUAUCUGGCUGUCUAAGUCCGAUCCUAUACUCAACCGUGAACACCAUCGUCAAAAACGACUCUGAGGAACGUGCCCUAAUAUUGGGAACAAUGAUGACAGUCGGCUACUCAUUCAACAUCUGGGUUCCUCUCCUUUUAUUCCCUACUGCUGGUCCAUACGGUGCUCCAAGAUGGAAGAAGGGGUGGCCUGUGACGUUUGCAUUUCUGUCCCUACUGUUGAUAGGGUUUUUGACUUCGCUUGUUUUGCAUAGGAGAGAAAGUAGGAAGAUGCCGUCUGAAGUGUCCUCGGAUGCAGGUAGUAAUGGUGAAGAGGAUAGUGGAGAUAUAAUUGUCAGCGGACAGUACGACAAGCGAGUAGAUUCGUAA
Molecule: messenger RNA, 1467 nt
Organism: Talaromyces stipitatus ATCC 10500
Lineage: Eukaryota; Fungi; Ascomycota; Eurotiomycetes; Eurotiales; Trichocomaceae
Product: pantothenate transporter, putative
Exons: 9
Coding region: 1-1467 (488 amino acids)
Biological process (GO): transmembrane transport
Cellular component (GO): membrane
Molecular function (GO): transmembrane transporter activity
Source: RefSeq, a predicted model, not a curated record